Molecule: messenger RNA, 134 nt
Organism: Racocetra fulgida
Lineage: Eukaryota; Fungi; Glomeromycota; Glomeromycetes; Diversisporales; Gigasporaceae
Source: the annotation of a GenBank genome assembly
AUGACUUUCGAUUUUUUAGGAGAUAUUCAAAAUAUGAAUAUUCCGCAAGAGGCGUGGCCCCUUAUAGGAAUGGUUGCUUUGCUGGUAGUAUUUGUUUUACUUAUUUUAAUGAUUUUAACUUUGUGGCUUUGGGG